Emiliania huxleyi CCMP1516 is the source of this 471-nucleotide messenger RNA. RefSeq lists its product as hypothetical. The coding region runs from base 1 to 471 and encodes 156 amino acids. Lineage: Eukaryota; Haptophyta; Isochrysidales; Noelaerhabdaceae. The record is from RefSeq and is a predicted model, not a curated record. The transcript has 4 exons. Gene Ontology annotation, cellular component: membrane. Gene Ontology annotation, biological process: vesicle-mediated transport.
AUGGCGUCGGUGAGUCCUUCCGACGCCGAUCCUUCCGACGCCGAUGCGGCAGCUGCUCCCGCGCCGAGCGAUGCGAUGCAGCCGAUGCGGCCGAUGCCGCGCUACGGCAAGAGCAGCGGUCCGCUCGCGCUGCCGCCUCCUGCCUCAGCCCCGUCGCCGGACAGCGCCAGUGCGGGAGGCGGCCUCCUCGGCGUGUCGGCCCAUGCAAAGCGCUGCUUCCCACCACCGCGCCCUCGCUCCUCCUCUCCGCUGCAGGCGCAGAUCAAGUCGAUGCUCGAGCCGCAGCGCUUCUACGCCACCACCGUCUACCUCGGCGCCAUCGUCGCGACUCUCGUCUCGGCCCUCGUGCCCUCGCUCGUCGUCUGCUGCAUCUGCGUCCAGUUCCUCGCGAUGCUCUGGUACGGCCUCUCGUUUAUCCCCUACGGCCGCAAGAUACUUGGACGGAUGGCGAGCUGGCUGUUUGGCUUAUGA